AUGGGGUUUUUGGAGCCUUUCUUUGCUGGGCUAGAGCAGGAGUCGGGCUUCUACUUCAACAUGAAGCACUUCGAGGACCUCAUGCAGGGCGGCGAGUGGGACGAGGUGGAGAGGUACCUCAGCGGCUUCACCAAGCUGGAGGACAACCGCUACUCCAUGAAGAUCUUCUUUGACAUCCGCAAGCAGAAGUACCUCGAGGCCCUUGAUAGGCUCUAA
This is a messenger RNA of Miscanthus lutarioriparius, 216 nucleotides long. Lineage: Eukaryota; Viridiplantae; Streptophyta; Magnoliopsida; Poales; Poaceae. The record is from the annotation of a GenBank genome assembly.